AUGCCUCCCUCAUCAGCUCCCCGAGAUGCGGAUGUGGUUCUCCACCUGCAUGCGGAGUUACUCCCCAAUAUUCGCCAAGUCACCCUAUACGUGACGCUCCCUCGGCUUCCCGCGUUAGAAGGGGUGCAACCGCAGAUCCAGCUCUCAGAGUCAUGCAAGUCGGUCACAGUAUCACUCCCGGAGCCUUGGAAUCAUGUAUCAGAGACGCUCAAGUUACCUGCCCGCGUCGCCAGCGCGACGCGGCAAAAUACCAAUCUGAGAAUGUCAACCCCGUCUACUCCAGCACAGCCGGCAGAUUCGGGACUAGAAUACUCGCUCAGGAUGAUGAUCCAUCCCAGCGACGUGGCCACCGCGACUCCAGAUGUGGUGUCUGAUGAGUACGUCCCUUGGACCGCGGCAGAUAUGACGCCUCUCACGCGUAUGCGGUGUCGGGGCUGUGGAACGCCUUUCAUGAAAGAUGGAGGCUCUGAGGAGUCUGUCAACGGGGAACUCCCUUCAGUCAGAUCGGAAUGGCUCUGGAAAGACCUUCCAAGUGGGAACUGGGCCGAAAUGAUGGACUUUUGGCACUGUCACAAGCCUGAUCCCCAUGAACACGAUCCGAAGUCCGAGGCCGACGCUGCCCUCAAACUUGAGGGUGAGACUGCUCAAAUGAAAGGGUUUGGAGCCGCCAGUCGAGUGGAAGCAAUCCCCGGUACCGUGCUGAUUGACGUAGCCUCAUUUCUACUGUCCGAAGCGGAUUGCACCAACUUGAAUAGGGCAUGUAUUGAAGGAAGUGAGACAGGCAAUGCAACAUCGCCCUUGGAAAGAAGCUUGCAGUGCACCAAGUGCGAGGGGAUCGUUGGCAUGGACGACCCAUCGGCAAGAGGCUGGCGACUACUCAAAGCCCACCUAUCACUUAGUCACGAUCCGACAAGUCCCAGUGUAGAUGAAGCAACAUGGGACAGCCCUCCGGUCCAACUGAUUGUCGCAGCACAACUGCUCGAGCUGAUCGAAAGAGAAAGUGCAAGACGAUUUGUGGUUCAUCGUGGGCAAAAACAGGGGUUGCUGCUUUGGGUCUUCAACCCCGACUUGCGGUACUCCAAUUCUGGCUCAGACUAUAAUGUCAGCGCCCAACAAGCCAUGAAAGUGCUGUAUCAGACGAUACAAGACGUGGAUGUGCUACUCACUCCGGAAAUUGGCAACCCGUCACCCUUGUCUGUGGAAGAACUCGAGUUGCCAGCGAUGAUCUAUGGAGCUUUGGAACAAGCCCUCCGUGAAAGCAGCGAGAUAUUACCCUCCACCGCACGCCAGUUCAACAAGUGGAAAGUUGGCCUACUGCAUCGUUUCAGCAGAAUUCAGGUCUAA
Messenger RNA from Penicillium oxalicum, 1344 nucleotides. RefSeq names its product HECT-type E3 ubiquitin transferase. NCBI's taxonomy places the organism in Eukaryota, Fungi, Ascomycota, Eurotiomycetes, Eurotiales, Aspergillaceae. The transcript has 3 exons. The coding region runs from base 1 to 1344 and encodes 447 amino acids. Gene Ontology annotation, biological process: protein monoubiquitination; proteasome-mediated ubiquitin-dependent protein catabolic process; protein autoubiquitination. Gene Ontology annotation, molecular function: ubiquitin protein ligase activity; ubiquitin conjugating enzyme binding; cyclin binding. Gene Ontology annotation, cellular component: nucleus; ubiquitin ligase complex; cytosol. The record is from RefSeq and is a predicted model, not a curated record.